This is a messenger RNA of Nematostella vectensis (starlet sea anemone), 1230 nucleotides long. RefSeq lists its product as uncharacterized. Bases 1 to 1230 code for a protein of 409 amino acids. The record is from RefSeq and is a predicted model, not a curated record. NCBI's taxonomy places the organism in Eukaryota, Metazoa, Cnidaria, Anthozoa, Actiniaria, Edwardsiidae. The transcript is spliced from 3 exons.
AUGAAAGAGAUUCAUGACUACAUGAAUGAACAAUUUCACCCAAAGCGUUUUAUUGUUCGGGAGAGGUUCAAGUUUUGGAGCCAUAUGACAAGGAAGCCAGGUGGAAGCAUUCACGAAUUGGUAACAAGAAUACGACAAGAUGCAGUAACCUGUGAUUUUCCUUCUAUAACGGAUCCUUUGGAUGAAGCGAUGAGAACAAGGUUCAUUUGUUCUAUCAACAACGAAGCGGUGCUAAAGGCCCUUUUCAAAGUCAAAGAUGAUGAGCUCACUUUUGUUAAAGCUGUCCAACUGGCGAUAGAAAUAGAAGACGCUGCCAAAGUAGCUAAGGAAACAGUUCAAGGCCGGGAAACCUGGCUGAACCUGGAAACAGAGCAUCCACAGGGUACUCAACAGGAGCUGGGUUUCAAUGUAACGGAGUUACCCGAUCUUAAUCUACUGGGACGGAGUGCAAUCAAGCAACUUGGUAUAUCAGCGGAUACGCUUAUGGGACUGAAUACCGCUGACCAACAAUGUCAUGCUGUGUUUGAGGAGCUGAAACCUAAACUCAAGUUGCAGGAGGAAUGUCACAAAUUGUGUGCAAGGGCGGUACCAUUCGCAAUACAAGACCUAUCUCAAGCGUAUGAAGCAGGAGUCAAACGCACAGUUUGGAAAAGAACCCAGUUCUACGAGUAUGGUACACCUGUAGUGCCGAUUCGAAAACCUCUACGCGAAGGUCAGAACAAGGCUCAACUACGAGUUUGCGGAGAUUAUUCUGUGGUUGUUAACGCACAGUUAGAACAACACCGUCACCCUAUACCAUCACCGGAGAAACUGAUGCAGAAAUUAUCCGGAGGGUAUGGCUUCACCAAGAUUGACCUAGCGGAUGCCUACAAUCAGAUUCCGCUAGGUCCUGAAUCACAGAAAAGGCUGGCGUCAAGUACACAUCAAGGUGUUCUACUCCAGAUGAGACUUACGUUUGGAAUUUCAUCCGCUCCGGGUUAUUUCCAAGAAAUAAUGGAUCAGCUAACGUGUGAUCUACCAGGAGUGGCGGUGUAUCUGGAUGAUAUCUUGGUCAGCGGUGCAACUGCUCAAGAACAUCUCAGCAAUUUGAGGAGAUUAUUACAAAGGCUGAGCGACAAGGGACUGCGAUGUCGCUUAGAGAAGUGCUCGUUCGCACAACCUUACGUGGAAUACUUGGGACAUCUCUUGUCAGAGGGAUUGCGAAAGGUCCUAAGGUUGAUGCUGUCAUGA